CAUUUCUGACGUCACCGAAGGUGAUGACGGAGAGAAGGAGAUUCAGAGUUGACUUUUUUUUUACUGAAGGCUGUUUAACCUAGUUUAGCGGUUUAUCGAGUUAACCGUGCUACGAUGCUACAUUUAAUAAGUUUAACUGGUGCGGGAAUUUAUUAUUUUAUGAAGAAGCGAAGAGAUGGAGAGAAAACAGCGGAGCACACGGACACACCGGACCCCGAGGACCCAGUACAGACGGGCUCUUUGCUGGAUCCAGGCUUGAAGUGUGGGGAUGAAACACAGACGGACAGCGCUGUUCCUCAGGGGUCUGUAAGCGAGGCUGAGGAGAAGAGUCAGAAGGGGGAGGUGUCCGGUUCUCUGCUGGACAGUGAGAGGUCCAUCCUGGAGGAGCAAGUGAGGGAGGUGGAGGAAGUGCUGUGUGAGGCAGAGCGAGAGAGUGAGAGAAAACACAAGGUCACUCUGGCUGAAUCUGAGGAGAAACACAAGCAGGCGACGGAGUCCGUUGAACAGAUGCAGAAGCAGGAUGCUGACCUAAAGUCCCAGAUAGACACACUGAAGGACACAGUGCAGCAGUUGGGCCACCUGCUCACUCAAAAACACACAGAGUGCACUGACACAACAAGGUUGUACGAGACAGAGCUAAACCUUCGCAAGCGUGUGCAGUCCGAGUACAAACAGAAGAAGGAGAAGUUUAAUCAGGAAACCAGAUCUCUGAGGGUUGCUCUGAAUGAAGCCGAGUGGAAAUACGAGCAGGCGAUGGAGUUCAGUGCUCAGCUGGAGAACUCCAGCCUGAAGGAGUGUGAGAGAGAGAAGGAGGCUCACAGUGUCCUGAAGGUCGAUCAGAUGACUUCAACACAUCACGAGGAGUUACUACAGGGCAUUCAGGCUAAAGCUACAGAGCUUUACAGGGAGUCCCACGAUCACCUGAAGAGGGAAGAGUUGAAAAACGAGGUGAACAAACUGCGAGAGUCAGUGCAGCAGCUGGAGAGAGAGCUCUCUGAGUCAUGCAGGAAAUGUGAAGAGAUAAAGAGAGAGUGUGAGAGAGACCAGGAGCAUCACAGUGUCCUGAAGUGUGAUCAGAUGACUUCAACACACCUCUUGGAGUUAGUACAGGUGUCUCAGGCUGAAGCUGAGGAGAAAUUUGAGUACACUGCUCAGCUGGAAAAUGAGAACUCUGACCUGAAGUCCCAGGUGAACACACUGCAAGACACAGUGCAGGGGUUGAGGAGUCUGAUCGCUGAGACACACAGGAAGUGUGAAAAGACAAAAAAGGAGCAUAAGGUAACAGAGGGCAUCCUUCAGUUCGUGGAGACCAGGGCCAGAAAACGGGAGAGAUUUUUAAUUCAGAAAAGAAAAUCCAUUCAGGAAUCUCUGGAUGAACGUGAAAGAAAAUACAUGGAGAUGGUAAAGAUCGACACUCGGCUGCGGUACGAUUUGCGUGACAUAUGGGAUAAAAUUGCCAAAUCGAAUGCGGAAAAGAACUCGUUGAAAGAGAAAGUCCAAGUGACCCGGAGGACGUUAGAGCAGAGAACGCAGGAGUUAGUGCGAAAAACUCACCAGCUCGCGCAGAUAGACCCCAACUGGAAAUGUCUUAAUGAAACUGUGAUGAAGGAUCAUGAGGCUGAGUGUCUCGCUCACGGACUCCUGAAGGUGCAGUACAGUGAGAUGAAGCAACAACACGACAAGUUAGAAGAGGAUAAUGAGCAAUUGAGGGAGGCUUACAGCACCCUGGAGUCACAGUAUGAAGAAUUAAAACACCACCAUGGGUCACAAAUGGAGUGUGAGCGAGAGCAGGAGGCUCACCAUGUACAGAAUGUGCAGUGCCAUGAGAUGAAGGAAUCUUCAUCACACACUGAGGAGUCAGUAAGGGUGGACAGACAGCAAAGCUCAGUGCAGCAGGCGGAGGAAAAGCUCACCGCGAUACGGAGGAAGUGUGGUGAGAUAAAGAGGGAGAGGAAGAGAGAGCGGGAGGAUUACAAUCUCCUGAAGGCGCGGUGCCAACAGAUGGAGGAAACUUUACAAGAGUAUGAAGAGUUACUAAAGACCCACUGUACAGAUCUUGGAUCCAAAGGCACUACGGAUCCCUGAAGCACAAGUGACUGUCGAGGGCCGUGUUUAACAUCUGGAUAAACAAAGUCAUAUGAUGACAGUGUAAUAGUACUUACUAUACAGGUACAUCUCAAAAAAUUAGAAUAUCAUGAAAAAGGUCAAUAUUUUUUGUCACUCGGCUCAGAAAGGGAACCCCAUAUAUUAUAUAGAUUCAUUACACAUAGAGUGAAAUAUUUCAAGCCUUUAUUUCUUGAAAUUGUGAUGAUUAUGGCUUACAGAUAAGGAAAACCCAAAAUUCUGUCUCAGAAAAUUAGAAUAUUACAUAAGAUCAAUACAAAAAGGAUAUUUCAAACAGGCUUCUGAAAAGUAUGUUCAUUUCUAUGCCCUCAAUACUUGGUUGGGCCUUUUGCAUGAAUUACUGCAUCAAUGUGACGUGGCAUGGAGGCAGUCAGCCUGUGGCACUGCUCAGGUGUAAUGGAAGCCCAGGUUGCUUUGAUAGCGGCCUUCAGGUCAUCUGCAUUGUUGGGUCUGGUGUCUUUCAUCUUCCUCUUGACAAUAACCCAUAGAUUCUCUAUGGGGUUCAGGUCAGGCGAGUUUGCUGGCCAAUCAAGCACAGUAACACCAUGGUCAUUGAACCAGCUUUUGGUACCUUUGGCAGUGUGGGCAGGUGCCAAGUCCUGCUGGAAAAUGAAAUCAGUAUCUCCAUAAAGCUUGUCAACAGAAGGAAGCAUGAAGUGCUCUAAAAUUUCCUGGUAGAUGGCUGCGUUGACUGUGGACUUCAGAAAACACAGUGGACCAACACCAGCAGAUGACAUGGCAGCCCAAAUCAUCACUGACUGUGGACACUUCACACUGGACUUCAAGUAACAUGGAUUCUGUGCCUCUCCAGUCUUCCUCCAGACUCUGGGACCUUGAUUUCCAAAUGAAAUGCAAAACUUACUUUCAUCUGAAAAGAGGACUUUGGACCUCUGACUUCUGACAUUGUCUCUGGUUCAGGAGUGGCUUGACACGAGGAAUGCGACAUUUGUAGGCCAUGUCUAGGAUUCGUCUGUGUGUAGUGGCUCUUGAUGCGCUGACUCCAGCCUCAGUCCACUUCUUGUGAAGCUCCCCCAAAUUCUUGAAUGGAUUUUGCCUGACAAUCCUCUCAAGGCUGCAGUUUUCCCUCUUGCUGGUGCUUCCUUUCACUCAACUUUCUAUGAAUAUACUUGGAUAGCAUUGACCUUUUGUGGCUUACCCUCCUUGUGUAGGGUGUCAAUGACAGGUCAGCAGUCUUCCCCAUGAUUGUGUAGCCUACUGACCCAGACUGAGAGAUCAUUUAAAAGCUCAGGAAACCUUUGCAGGUGUUUUGAGGUAAUUAGCUGAUUAGGGUGUGACACCAUGACUUUCCAAUAUUGAACUUUUUCACAAUAUUCUAAUUUUCUAAUUUAAUUCUAAUAUCUGUAAGCCAUAAU
Messenger RNA from Hemibagrus wyckioides, 3497 nucleotides. RefSeq names its product trichohyalin-like. The record is from RefSeq and is a predicted model, not a curated record. Lineage: Eukaryota; Metazoa; Chordata; Actinopteri; Siluriformes; Bagridae. The transcript has 19 exons. The coding region runs from base 115 to 2085 and encodes 656 amino acids.